GGAAAAAAAGAAUAGAAGAUGCCCCGUGGCUCUGUGUGAAACUACAAGAACUGAAGCCUCGAAGUGAAGGAAACUGGAGGAAACGGAGCUGCACAGCCUGGCAGAUCUACUGUCGUCUGUGUUUGAAAGCUGAAUAGGAUUAGCCAUUGUUCUGCAGUGCUUUCCUGCCCAUUGUUGCUUGAUGGAAAGCUUUCCUGUGCACUGAGCUGACCGGCUGCCCUCUGAACCUGCAGUCAUGUCAGCCUGCAGCACCUUCACCGAGCACGUGUGGAAACCAGGCGAGUGCAAGAACUGCUUCAAACCAAAGAGUCUGCACUGCUUAACCCAGAGCGGUGGAGGGAAACCACCUUCUGAACACAGGUCUACGUCAAACCAGCAACACAUCACACCUGCAGCUGGGAGCCGAGCUAACGCUAACCUUACUACAAACAUCCAGAGAGGUGGAAGUGGACCUGCACGCCCAGGACCAGUCCGUCCACCAGUGGCUAGAAAGCCAACCAUUGCUGUAAAGCCCACUAUGAUGCUGCCCUGCUCCUCUGCUGCUCUGGAUUCAGAUGGCAGUUUGCAGCAACAAACACAUAUCAUAGAACAAGGUAAAAACUCAGCCUUCACGGUCUGGAAUCACAACGGACUGAACAGUAAGAGGCCCAGUGGACCCAGCAACAAUAAUGAAGGAGAAGAUGGCAGUGAGGAAAUUGAAGGUUAUGGACAACUGAGCCCAAGGACACCCAGUGGGAAUAAUAAUAGUGGAUUGACUGAUGUCCUGAAGGAGAUUGCUGGUUUGGGUCCUGGCUCCAGCCCCCCACCCUUACCUGGGUCCAAAGACAUGUUUUGGGGGCGAAUCAGUAGCUCCUACCAAAGGUCCUUAGAAAGAGGCCUCCCAGCCUCCAGCUGCCUGGCCAUGGGAACCAGCAGUGGUGCUGCCCAAAAGAGAGUAUCCCUUAGUGACAGUACAAACAUCAUCAGCACAGAAGGUGGACGCUACUGCUACCCAGAAUUUUCCAGUGAAGAUGAUGAAGAUGAGGAGGAAGAGACUGAGAACGAUGAUGAUGAUGAUCAUGAGAGCUGGGAUGAAAGUGAUGAAGAGUUACUGGCCAUGGAGAUUCGUAUGCGAGGCCAGCCUCGAUUUGCACAUUUCCGUGCUGCCACACUGUCUCCUGUACCGUUUGCUGCAGGAAAGAAAUGGAACACUGUGCCGCUUCGCAACCGUUCCCUUCAGAGGAUCUGUGCCGUGGACUACGAUGAUAGCUUUGAUGAAAUCUUGAAUGGCUACCCCUCAGUUGAUUCCAACGGGAGUCUUCUUCCCUAUGGUCCUCGUGACAUCCAAGGCAGCGCUUUCCUGUCAAAUUCAGAGUCUACUACUUCUCCAGAAUCAUCUUCGUCGCUACAAGAAGAUUCUCGAACCACAUCCAGCAGUGGGAGCAGUGCCCAGUUUGCCAUAAAAAAUGGUUUGCAUUCACCCAUAUCUUGCAAGGCACCCAUCCCAUGUGUAUCUCCCUCCAAAAAGGAGCCUGUCAACAGAGUAUCAAGUCCACUCAAAGUGGCUGAAACACACAAAGCUGUCCUGGCCAUAAGAUUGGAAGAACAGGAUGGCAGGGAAGGCAUGCCAAUGCCUCAAGCCCUACCUGGUCAACCAGUAACUAUAAGUUUUAGUCCCACAGAGGAGCAGGCUAAACCAUACCGUGUUGUAAACCUAGAAAAAUCCCUCAUAUGCAAGCCCUACACAGUGGUAGAUGUUUCAGCAUCCAUGGCCAAUAAAGAUGAACAAAUACCAGAUUCUUUGCCAAAACCCAAAAACCUGUCAAAGCCAUCCAGCCCUAUGUCAGUUUGUAGCACUCCUUUAGUCCAGCCUCUAUCUCCAGUGACCCCCAUUUCUCCAUUUUCACCUUUAAGACCAACAUCCCCUUUAUCUGUUGGCCAGGUAGGUUUUCCACGAAAGAAACCAGGUGCUGUACGCUACCAAGAAGUGUGGACAUCGAGUACAAGUCCGCGACAAAAAAUACCUAAAGUGGAUCUAGGAAGCCCUCCUGGUUCCUCUGUCCCUGCUCAGUUCUGUGGUCAUAAGUCAGCUCCCACUUCUCCUGUUGCAGGCUUGUCUUCUUCUCAAACUGUACCUGUAAAAUCCCCCAACUUAUCUGAGAUCAAGUUCAACAGUUUUAAUAAUGCAGGCAUGCCUCCUUUUCCCAUUAUUAUUCGAGAUGAACCAGCAUACGCCCGCAGCUCAAAGAACGCAGUUAAAGUACCAAUUGUUAUCAAUCCAAGUGCGUACGACAAUCUUGCUGUGUACAAGAGCUUCCUGGGACUCCAUGGGGAACAGUCCCAAACAAAAGGAGUGGGUAGCAGGGUUACCAGCCAUACCUAUGAAGAAAUCGGAUCCUCUGAGAGUGUUCAUUCCUCUUCAACAGAGAAAACUCUUUCUGGGAGGGGUGCAUCAGAGCAAACUUCAUUUGAGGACAUGAAAUUUCCUCUUGAACCAAAAGCACCAAGUUUGCUCCCAAAACCCACUGUAGACUCUAGCACUGCAACAAGCACUGUCAUGAGUUCUCCAUCUGGGGCCUUCUCACCAACUACAUCAACAAAUUCCCUGUCUAAUCUAGCCAUUACUGCUAAUCUGACUAAAUCUAGUCCUGUUGGAAAUGUUCUUCCUCACACUUACUGGACAGCUGGAGAUGAUACUUCCUGUAAAGAUGAUGAUGAUAAAAGCUCAACUUUAUCUUCUGGGACAGUUGUAAGUCACAGAGAGGAAGCCAGUGCUGUACUGUCACAGAUUGUAGCCUCUAUCCAACCUCCUCAGUCUCCCCCAGAGUCACCCUCAGCCCAAACCAAAACAGUUAGUUCUGAAGAGUUGUACGCCCUCCCACCUGAUGCCAUGAAGGAGACUCUUAAUCGACCCAAGUCUCUCUUCUCUACCACUGAUGGUUGUCUUUCUAAGCCAAGAAAAGAGAACCUCUCAAAGGUUUUGUCUAAAUCCCAGAGUGCCUCUGCUGCUGUGCCACUUUCCAACCCUCGUUCAGAAACCAGUGCCCCCUACCCUCCCCCAAGAUCCACAUCCUCCCCAUACCAUGCUUCUAACAUCCUUCAAAGGCAUUUUGGUAAUUGGACAAAGAGCUCUGCUUCAAGUUCCCCUGUCCGGCCCAGUGAAGGUGAAGCAAGUCUUGGUGCAGAAGGAAGGCGCACUUCAACAGAAAGCUCCAAACCUAAACGAUGGAUCUCCUUUAGGAGCUUCUUUCGUCGGCGGAAGGAUGAUGAUGAGCAGAAGGAGAAGGUAGAGAAAGACAAGGAGAAGGGUAAACUGCUGGGCCUUGAUGGGACAGUCAUUCACAUUCUUCCACCUCCACCUGUGCAGCCUCAGCAUUGGUUUACAGAGGCCAAACCCCAGGACCCCACUCAGAAGCCUACUAUUAUUUUCACCUACAAACCUGGCACUCAAAGCAACGCUUGUGAUGGAGAAGGAGAGCUACGAGUAGAGCAUUGCAAAGAAAUGGAGCUACCAGCAGCAGAUGGAAGUAAGGACAGCAGAGCAUUGAGCCCAGAGCAAAGCCAGUCCUCAGAAACCACUGGAGGGGACGUCUUCAGCAAAGACCAAAGCCAGGUGCCAGCGAGCAGUGCCAGGAAUCGGGGGGAGCUGCCCACUGUCAUCCCUCUGCCUGCCAAAGUGAAUUUGGGACUGGUGUUUGGGGAGGUGGAGGAUGGCCAUGCCAACCAGGGUGUCAUACCAGUUUCAGCCAGAGAGGGCAGCACCAGCCUGGGAGAGCCAGAGGAGGACGGGAACCAGUCUACCAGCUCCAGCCAGUGCAGCGCCACCUACAGUAACCUGGGACAAUCACGAGCCAAUAUGAUCCCACUGAAGCAGCCUCGGAACAUCAAAUCUUCCAACGACACCCUGGCCUCCAUAGAUCUGGAUGGCACCAGUGAGCAGGCAGUGCUCAAAGCUACACCUCCACCACUACCUAAAAAGGUUGUUCCUCGCUCCAGUACUGAACCCACCCUGGGAGGCAAAGAGCCCACCCUGAGACCUCGAGCUGAGGCCAAACCUGGGGGCACUAACCUGAGUGUGGCCAACCCCAUCUACGACUUGGACUCCACCUGGGAGACAGCCAGCCAGAGUUCCUCUCUCAGCUCUGAAGCGCAUCGAGCCCAUGACCACGAGAGUGGUGACUCAUUGGAGAGGCCGUCAACUGCCGGCAAGGUUCGCCUGACCAAUACUGUGACCUCCCAGGCCCCCCACUCUACACCUUCUGCCCCCAGCACCACCUCUGGGCAGGAGAAGAAGGUCUUCCCAAGUACAGAGUCUCUGGCAGGGAGGGGUGGUGCCGCAGGGCGUGGUGCUGCUGGAGGAGGUGCCUCCAAACCACAGAGACCUGCUCUUUACAGGGGCUUGGACAGCUGGGACGAGGUGGUGGGGAGGAUCCGGGGGCUCCACACAGAUACCCUACGGAAGCUGGCAUCAAAGUGUGAAGACCGCUUUAUGGCUGGUCAGAAGGAUCACUUGAGAUUUGGAACGGAUAGCUGGUCCCACUUCAGACUGACUACUGGUCAACCCUGCUGUGAGGCAGGAGACGCUGUCUACUACACUGCCUCCUACGCCAAGAACCCACUGGUCAACUAUGCCAUCAAGAUUUGUCGGAGCCAUGUGAAGGACACCCAGCAGCAGUUUUUCCACAGUCUUGCUGUGAGACAAAGCCUGCCUGUGCACUUUAACAUCCAGCAGGACUGUGGACACUUCCUGGCUGAUGUUCCUACCCGGCUGCUGCCCUGGGAAGAAGAGGAGGAUGAGGAAGAAGAGAAACUGGAUGAUAAAGUAGAAGACAUGAAAGCGUCUGCCACAAACAGUAAAGUGGCUGAAGCUGCAGCAGCUAACAUGAACGCAGCGGGCCAUUUGAGGAGCCGAGUCGUGGUCAUCACCCGAGAGGUGCCGUUUCAGACGGUGGCUGACUUUGUGAGAGAAGGUGGAGCUCGACACGCUAACAACCCUGAGCUGUACGAGCGUCAGAUCUGCCUCCUGCUGCUGCAGCUCUGCUCCGGACUGGAGCACAUGAAGCCUUAUCAUGUGACCCACUGUGAUCUGAGGCUGGAGAACCUGCUGCUGGUGCAGUGCCAGCCCGGCAGUCCAUGGAAUCUGGACUUACUGGAGCCCAACAACAACAGCAGCGGCGGCGGCGGCAGCGGCUCGGGUACAUCUGCUGCCACCAGCACCUGCCCCGCCCGCCUCAUCAUCAGCAACUUCUCUCAGGCCAAACAGAAGAGCGGACUGAUGGCCACCAAGCCUGGCACGCUGCGCGAUCAGUCCAGGCUGGCUCCUGAAAUCAUCACAGCUACGCAGUACCGCAAGUGUGAUGAGUUCCAGACGGGGAUUCUCAUUUACGAGAUGCUGCACAGACCCAACCCGUUUGAAGAGACACCAGAGCUGAAGGAGCGCGAGUACACGUGGGCGGACCUGCCGCCGCUGCCCGUGCGCUCGCUCUACUCCCAGGGUCUGCAGCAGCUGGCCAGGUCGCUGCUCACCGUCAACCCCUCUGAGCGCAUCCAGAUGUGGGAGGCCCGCGCCUGCCUGCAGUGCCUCCUCUGGGGCCCCCGGGAGGACCUGUUCCAGGCGCUGGGCUGCAGCAGCACAGGCCCCGUGUCGGCCUCCGCUGCCAGCCAGCGCCAGGCCACGCUGCAGAACUGGCUGGACCUGAAGAGGACUCUGAUGAUGAUCAAGUUUGCAGAGCGCUCUCUGGACUCGGCCUGCAGCGUGAGUCUGGAGGACUGGCUGUGCUGCCAGUACCUGGCGCUGGCCACCACAGACUCCCUGCAGAGGGUGGUCCACAUCCUGCAGCAGCCACAGACCCACACACACACCACCCGCCUGACUCAGUCACAGCCACUCUGAGGUCCUCAGCCUGGACCUGUUACCAUACAACAGACCCAGCUCCCUGUGUGCUCCCUCAGCUGAUGUUUGAGCCAGCUAACAGUCAGCUAACAGUGAGCUAACAGUGAGCUAACAGUGAGCUAACAGUGAGCUAACAGUCAGCUAACAGUGAGCUAACAGUGAGCUAACAGACAGCUAACAGUGAGCUAACAGACAGCUAACAGUGAGCUAACAGACAGCUAACAGUGAGCUAAAAGUAAGCUAACAGAGAGCUAACAGUGAGCUAACAGUGAGCUAACAGUAAGCUAACAGUGAGCUAACAGUAAGCUAACAGUGAGCUAACAGUAAGCUAACAGUGAGCUAACAGUAAGCUAACAGUGAGCUAACAGUGAGCUAACAGUGAGCUAACAGUGAGCUAACAGGGAGCUUUGUUGUUGUAGCAGCUGUAGUGUGUCCUCAUCAGUCCACACAGCCUGACGUCCAGUCCCACAGAAGCUUCAUGGUGGUUAGGUUAGAGCGUCAUUACAGGAGAACAUCCUGAAGCACCGGAGCAGCACCACAUCAGCACCACAUCAGCACCACAUCAGCUCCACAUCAGCACCACAUCAGCACCACAUCAGCUCCACAUCAGCACCACAUCAGCUCCACAUCAGCACCACAUCAGCACCACAUCAGCUCCACAUCAGCACCACAUCAGCACCACAUCAGCUCCACAUCAGCUCCACAUCAGCUCCACAUCAGCACCACAUCAGCUCCACAUCAGCUCCACAUCAGCUCCACAUCAGCUCCACAUCAGCACCACAUCAGCACCACAUCAGCUCCACAUCAGCACCGGAGCAGCCUGUGUCUCUCUGCUCCUCAUCACUGACCUGAUCAUCCUCACACAUCAUGUGGUUUAACUCUCCUACAGCAGCAAACAUGAGAGGAACCACUGUCAGAUGUCAUGUUUUAGCUUCAGUCUCUGGGUUUAUUUAAAGCUGUUUGAAAUAGAAUAAAACUAAAAUAUGUGAGCCAUCACAUCGAAACGACGAUUAAGUCUAAAAGUUGUUUAAGGAGAAAAAGUC
Austrofundulus limnaeus is the source of this 6915-nucleotide messenger RNA. RefSeq names its product pseudopodium-enriched atypical kinase 1 (gene peak1). Lineage: Eukaryota; Metazoa; Chordata; Actinopteri; Cyprinodontiformes; Rivulidae. The record is from RefSeq and is a predicted model, not a curated record. Gene Ontology annotation, biological process: protein phosphorylation. Gene Ontology annotation, molecular function: protein kinase activity; ATP binding.